Limulus polyphemus (Atlantic horseshoe crab) is the source of this 2336-nucleotide messenger RNA. RefSeq names its product F-box only protein 22-like. The transcript is spliced from 3 exons. The record is from RefSeq and is a predicted model, not a curated record. Bases 62 to 1465 code for a protein of 467 amino acids. Gene Ontology annotation, biological process: positive regulation of proteasomal ubiquitin-dependent protein catabolic process; protein polyubiquitination. NCBI's taxonomy places the organism in Eukaryota, Metazoa, Arthropoda, Merostomata, Xiphosura, Limulidae. Gene Ontology annotation, molecular function: protein binding.
GGACAGCACAAUCAUCACGCAAAGAAUAUUGUCAAUAUAGAGAUAAAAGUGAUAAAUUACAAUGGAAGGAAAAGAAUUAAACGAUGAGAAAACUGAUUUACAUGAGGUCGAAUUAUUUCUUAAAAAUAAAGCUACAUGUUGUACAGAAGAAAAUAUUGGCCAGGUUUUAUCAACAAACUAUGUAAUUGUGGAACGCAUACUGAAUUGGCUUGCUGGACUUGACCUGAACUCGUGUGCUCAGGUUUGUAAACUGUGGAACAAUGUGUCAAAAACUAUCAAAAGCAGGCGACACAAUCUAUAUUGGAUGUUUCAGGUUUCAACCCACAGUGACGAUGAUGAUGAUAUUAUGGAUGCCCACAUCAAUUCGGCUGAUCACAAGCAAGUAUAUGCUUGUGUUAGUAAUAGUGAGGUUGGUGCCCAUUUUCAUAGCAUCCUUAAAGAAGCUUCAGCUGAACCCAAGCUGGGACUGAUAUUUUGCAAUGAUCGCUUCUUCUUCAAACCACACCACUAUUUUGUGGAUUUUAAUGUCAGAAGCACUCACCGUCAUAGAAAAAAAAAGAAACCUGAGAAAAAAGAAGAAUCUAAGGUACACCAGUCUCAAAGAAUGAAAUAUAAUAAACCAGUUAUGAACUUCUUGGCAAAAAAUUUUCCCCCCUCGUGCUAUCUGUUAGGAUGUGCUGUUCCAGGAAUAGUGGGGACCCCUGUCAAUUAUUCAGCACCAGUGGAGGCAGAGACAUGCCCUGGAUUUUCAGGAGUAUUCUUACCAGACAUUCCGGGAGUUUAUGUCCACCCUUUCACGGUCACGGAAGAUGAGCAGUUUUUGGCCAGCUUCGAUAAACGUAGCAAAAACCAAGUUCCGAUGAAAGACGUAUCGCAGAUUAUUGGCAUAUCUAAUGACACUGAAGUGAAAUGUCUUUUGUUGUUCGUUAGGGAAGUUCUAGAAGAUAAAAGCCCUGUCCAUACACUAAUUGAACACUAUCUUGUAAAACAAGAAAGAAACAUUGCCAUUGGAGGAGCCGUGGUUCCUGAACUUGGAUUUCCUUACUCAGUAAAAAAUAAAUCCCGUGUCAUUGCAGGAGGUGUAGCCUUUAGUGGAGAGAAUGUUCUGGCUGCUUCAGUUCUUAUCGAGGAACACGUAAAUAGCAUCAGCGAUCUGGAGGCUAAGUUAAGAAAACUAAAGACGUGCAGUAUCCCAGAAAAAAAAUGUGUUGCCUUUAUGUUUGCUUGUUGUGGGAGGGGGACUUUCUUUUACCAGAGGUCAAAUGUAGAAGCUGAAAUUUUUCAUAAGGUCUUUCCAAAAGUGCCUUUGUUUGGACUCUUUGGAAAUGGUGAAUUGGGCAUCAACUAUUUUCCAAAGAAAACAAGUAAGAAAAGAAAUAUAAACUCUACCCCUACGGGAGUUAGUGGUAUAUCUUGGCUUCACACUUACACAACAGUAUUUGUACUGUUAUCCUUUGAAAACUAAAGAUUGAAUAUUUCUUCCAUAUUACUGACAGCAACGAGCUAAACAUCUGAAUGAGUUUAAAAAAUAAUAAAAUAGUUAUUCAAGUGCUACUUCUAUAAUUUCAUUGAACUGGAAAUAUUGUUUAUUUAGUGCAUAUUUAACAUAAAAACUUUAAUUUUUUUUUUCCACUAAAACAUUUCAUUCUUUUAAUGUUUAUUUUUUUAUUUUAAAAUUUUAAGCAAUUUUUUUCAAAGCAUUUGAUUAUCAAAACAAAAAUAUUUCAACAUAUAGGUUUUAGAAUUUGAUUGAACACCAGAUUUCUUUUUUAUCUUCGCUUUUUUAUAUAAGUAAAAACAUAAACUAAGCCUAAUGUAUGAAUUCCUAUAAUCCCAUGCUUUCAAAAGGUGUGCUUUUCUCCUUCAGGGGCAAACGGGUGAGUUGCCCUUGAUAAAUAUAGGUUCACCUUUCAAAAGCACUAGGGGGUUAUAGAGUUUCAUAAUUUUCUCAAUAAUUGAUUUUUUGAACCUACUUGUUUUUGUAAUAUCAUGAAUACAGAAACUAAGUUUUCGACUUGUAAUUCUUGCCAAUAUUGUAAACUCUUUAAAUUAUUUAGUUGGAAAGUCUUAAUGCAUUGUUAACAAUAAAGUAGAAGCCUGUUUCUUUGAACAGUGUUAGCAUCCCUAGUAACUUUUGGUAUUCACCCACUUUUUAAGUCUUUUAGUUAUUUUAUUAUCUAGUUGUCUGAAACCUAGCUGUCAGUGCAACUUGAAGUGAGUGAUAUAAAACAUGUUUGUGUGGGUGUUCAUAAUUUGAAGCUAGAGCUUUCAAAAAGAACGUCAUGACAGGGUAAGGUAUUCUUUCAAUAAAUUCACAAUUUUUCCUGUCAUGUCAA